ACAGCUCAUCCUACGUCGUUUCUCUGUUUUGUAUUUGCAAUAUUAUCAAACUGAAAAGUAUUCCUUAUUUCCUUGGAAUAAAGCUCAUUAUUCCAUUCAAAUUAUAGUCUAUCACUUGCUAAAAUCUCAAUAACAAACUGAGAUUGUAAUUUCAUACUAGCAGGAUCUGUAAUUACCUUAAAGUCUAGUGUCGGUACGUAACUCGAUGAAGAGAGCUUUUUGUGUGCUAGCGGCGCUUAUGAACGAGCAGAAACAUAGUGUGAUAGGCAAAAUGAAACCAUUAACUAAUUUUAAAGAGUGGAAGUUCCGUGAUCCUCCGAACUAUGCUGCAUUGCCUAUUGAUGAGAAUCCGGAGUACAAUGUGCCGAUGGCUGUGAAAGAUGCCGUGUUUUCUAAGGUACCAACAGAGCCUUUAACGGGCAAGCUACAUCUAGUGUGUGCGUCAGACCCUGCCCUCAUAGAUCUGUUAGACUUGGACCCUUCAGUGGCUGAUACUGAGGAUUUCAUCAACUUUGUGGCCGGUGCUUAUCUGCCCGAAGGAGGGUUGACCGUUUCACAUAGAUAUGGAGGUUAUCAAUUUGGAUUCUGGGCAGAUCAACUGGGUGAUGGCAGAGCUCACAUUCUAGGAGAAUAUGUGAACAGCAAAGGUGAAUCCUGGCAGCCGCAACUGAAAGGCUCUGGUGAGACGCCGUACUCCCGCUUCGGCGACGGUCGCGCGGUACUGCGCUCGUCCAUCCGGGAGAUGAUCGCGUCGGAGGCCUGCCAUUACCUCGGCGUGCCGACCACUAGGGCUGCUGCUUUGGUGGUAAGCGACGAUCACAAAGUAUGGCGUGACAAGACAUACAGCGGUCGGUCGCGGCAAGAACGCGCCGCUACCGUCAUGCGGCUCGCAAACGCUUGGUACCGCAUCGGCUCGCUAGAGAUACUGCUCAAGAGGAAGGAGCCACAUACACUCAAGUUGUUGGCUGAUUUUAUCAUUGACAAUCAUUUUCCUGAAGUUGCAAGUUCCGGAGAAGAUAAGUAUGUGAAAUGGUAUUCGGAAGUCGCUCACAAGAAUCUAGACAUGGUGGCGACGUGGCAAGGUCUCGGCUUCGUUCACGGCGUGCUUAACACAGACAACGUUAGCUUAUUAGGCCUGACCAUAGACUAUGGCCCAUAUGGGUUUAUAGACCACUACUACGAACAUUAUGUGCCUAAUACUUCGGACGAUAUGGGCCGUUAUGCGUACAACAAACAACCAGAGAUUCUAGUGUGGAACUUGGGCAAGCUAGCUGAAGCUAUGGAGCCAAUAUUAUCGGACGCACAGAAGCAGGAGAUCAAAGAUAUUCAUGCCACUCUUGAUGACUAUGUCAAAACUAAAGUAUUAAAAACAUAUCUACUAAAGCUUGGUCUCAAAGAAAUCCAAGAUGGCGACCACAAACUGGUGGAAGAUUUGUUUACAGUGAUGCAGUUGAAAAUGGCGGACUUUACAGCUACGUUCAGACAACUUGCUGAGGUAGAACCACAUCAGUUAUUGGACAAAUCAGUGCUGGAGACAAAAUGGUCCCUGAACAAGUUUAGUGGUGAACCAACUUGGGAGAAAUGGGUGCAAGCAUACCAAGAAAGACUGAAGAAUGAGAACGUAAGUGAAGACGAGCGACGUGAGCGCAUGGUGAGAGUGAACCCGCUGUAUGUGCCCAGAAACUGGAUGAUGGAAGAGGCCAUCAAAGAUGCUGAGAACAAUGACUUUGAGAAGGUCCGAUUCCUACUGAAACUCUUCCAAAAUCCUUUUGAAAUAAAUGAAGAAGCUGAGAAGAGAGGGUACUCUUCACAACCACCAAGCUGGUCUUAUGGACUCAAGCUUAGCUGUUCCAGUUAAUUAUUAUGUUUAAGCUAAAAACGCACAUAUUGAAGUGUUGUAAAACAAUGCUUGUAAAUUUUGAAUUUAAGCUGAAAUGUUAAUAAAGUGAUGCCUCUGUAAAUCUGUUAAUUAUAUUUUUUGGUCCAGUGUAGCUUAUUGAGAUAGAUAAAUACAUAUAUUAUGAAAGUGGAGGUAUAUAAUUAAUUUGUUAUUCUACAUAAAUGUAAUUU
Molecule: messenger RNA, 2070 nt
Organism: Helicoverpa armigera (cotton bollworm)
Lineage: Eukaryota; Metazoa; Arthropoda; Insecta; Lepidoptera; Noctuidae
Product: protein adenylyltransferase SelO
Exons: 12
Coding region: 206-1858 (550 amino acids)
Source: RefSeq, a predicted model, not a curated record